Molecule: messenger RNA, 657 nt
Organism: Vigna angularis (adzuki bean)
Lineage: Eukaryota; Viridiplantae; Streptophyta; Magnoliopsida; Fabales; Fabaceae
Product: alkane hydroxylase MAH1
Exons: 1
Coding region: 1-657 (218 amino acids)
Molecular function (GO): oxidoreductase activity, acting on paired donors, with incorporation or reduction of molecular oxygen; heme binding; monooxygenase activity
Source: RefSeq, a predicted model, not a curated record
AUGAACUGCAUUCUCACUGCCGAUCCCAUGAACGUGCAUCACAUCACAAGCAAGAACUUCAUCAACUAUGGGAAGGGGUCCCAUCUACGUGAGAUUUUUGAUUAUUUUGGAGAAGGGAUUAUUAACUCUGAUAAUCUCCAUGCAUGGAAACUAGAGAGGUCAAUACUUCAUUCACUGCUUCAAAGGGAAACCUUUACCAUCUUCCUUCGAGAAUCCAUUCAGAAGAAGCUAGAGAAUGACCUAAUUCCAUUUCUUGAUCAUACAUCCGAGGUUGGAACUGAGGUAGACCUACAAUUUACCCUUCGGAGGUUCACCUUUGACAUUGUCUGCUAUUGUUUUCUUGGCUGUGAUCCUCAGACCCAUAACAAGAUUUCUAAGCUUUCACAUCCUGUUUAUGAGAGAGCCACGGUUGUGAUGGAGGAGGUGUUGUUUCACAGGCACAUUACACCAAGAUGGUUGUGGAAGUUGCAGGAGUGGCUCCAGAUUGGCCAAGAGAAGAAGUUCAAGGAAGCAAGAGAAUUUUUUGAUAAAUUCUUGUAUGAAUGCAUUGCAUCCAAGCGUGAAGAGAAAAACAGAUGCAAAGGCACCAAAGAAGUGGAAGAUACUCAUCAUGAAAGGGUUGUAGAGCCGGUUAUUUUGAAUAAGUUAAACAAUUGA